ACUGCUACAGUCGAAGGUACAUAUACCAUUUUCCCAGCAGUUGAAGUUGGACUGGUAUAUAGAAAGUUUCUGACAUCCACAACUCUUGAUCUCAGUACAAGCCAGCACGCUCUAUUUCUCCUGAUUGCAGUCGGCAUUUGGUGCAAAUCGGAGUUCUUUCGAUAAAGGAGGUUGAAUUUGUCCCGCGCGCGGCGUGACGUCACUCGUGACCCAAGCUGCCAGUCCUGUUUGGAUAGGCUUCUCCACUGCAAUUUCGCCGGUGCUACUGUGGAAGGAUUUUAAGGGGUGGUUUUAACGGGAAAGAGACGGACGAUGGAGAGACUCGGAGCUUUACUAGUGUGCGCCUUUACGCUACAGACAGUUGUCGCUGUAACGCUAACGUCCAGUGGCUCAACCGAAGCAGGUGUGGGAGGGAACGCUGUAUUCACCUGUCGAGUUACAGGACUUUCACUUCUCAGUCAGACGGUAAAAUGGGCAAAAGUGGACAACAAAGACCCACGAGUUACAAAGGAGAUCAGCAAUCAUAUUAGUGUUCAUGACACUGUUCAUCACUCUAUAGAAGCGACUCAGGAAGGCGGUGAUUUCGUGUACAAAUUCACCAUUAAAGAUGUCCAGAAAUCUGAUGAUGGUGCCUAUAAAUGUUUUGUGGAAGAAAAGGAGAAGAUUGUAGCAGAAACAAAGGAGACUCUGACUGUUAAGCAGCCUGUGGCCUCGCUGGAGUUUCAAGUGGGCCCAUAUAAGAUCGACUCAUCAGAAGAUGGAGUGCAAGAGUUUGAACUGGAUCGGUUUGAUCCCAACCUGGUGCUGAACUGUAAAGUUCGCGGCAGUAACCCCGCCGCCCAGGUCAUGGUGAAGAUCGGUGAAACAGACGUGACACCUAAAUUGAGACGAGAGGAUCAGAUGGUCACCAAUGGCAAGACGUUAGAGUCCAUCAGGGCGUACAACACUGAUCUUGACAGCACAGGAGUGUAUAGUCUUGACCCUUCUGUUGUUGGGAAGGAAAUGUCAUGUUCAGCCUGGCUGGAGGGAGACGAGGGGAACAAACGGGAGGCCAAGGCACUGUUGAAAGUCAAAGAGCCCCCUAAAGUGGAGUGUGGGAACGUCACGACGAGACCGGGAAACCGACGAGUUAUGAUUGAGUGUACAAUCAAGUCCCUUGUGGAACCCGAGAAGAUCUCCUGGUUUGUGGACAAUGAAGACAACCCCAUGUUUGUGCCUGCCACUGAUGUGCAAAUGGGGGAAUAUCGUGCUAAGACAUCAAAGGAUGGAGAAAAUCAGGUGAAGGUAUCACUGGAAAUCGGAUUGGUUGCAGAGAAACAUUUUGACACGAUAUAUGAGCUAAGAGCGAAGGUUUCUCAGAAUGAUUUGUCCCAUGUUGUCCGACUGCACAUGAGCAUGACAGAAACCACCACCCCAGGAGGCAGUAUUGGAGGUCAAGGAAGAGUUACCAUUGCAACUAGCCUACUGGGGCUCGCUGUCUUGGCAGGAUGUUUACUCAUGUGACUGACUGACUGAAGAUUGUUAUUUAGCCUGUAAUUUCUCAUAGUUCUGAAGCUUUGAAAAGUACAAAAAGUAAUCAUUCCAGCGUCUUGGGCAAACCGAAUUACAAACAUGCAUGUCUUUAAAUGUAGCAUAGGGAGACGAAUGCUUUUGGACAACUGCAACGGAUACAUACAGAUAUAAAGUGCUCAGAUAUGGAUAUGCUUUCGAAUUUUAAUAACUGGGAGAAUGAUCAUUUUAUGUGAUCACAAAGAGUUGUGGCACGCACAGUCUACAUAACGUUGUGAGGUACUUUACAAUUUCUUUUUAUAUGAAUGUCCUCAUCGAUAGAAUGUUUUAACUGCAUUUUAGCGCACAGCAAAGUGCACGGCUAGACCCUUAGUUCUUUUUAACAAGGAGGGAUGUAUGCAUAUUAUGUAGACACUAUUAUACCAUAGGGUUUGUGUGCAAACCAAAGCUCUUAGCCUGUCCACACCAUCCAUUUAUCAUCGCUGUAGCAAUGAGGAGAUAAUAGUUCAACAUGCUGGUUGUUAGGACCAGGGGCGUCUUACAUGGACGGGUACAUUGGAAGUCUUUGGCAAUUUGUGGUGCUUUUUGUGCUGUGAAAAUUACAUUUUUUUUGUCCAAGAAUGUGGAAUUUAGUAUGUUGAUGCGAAUUGUGUUCCGUGGUUGGGAGGGUUGGCUGGUUGUAUUUUGUUGUUGCUUUGUCUUUUACAUUCCCCCUCCCUCCAAGUGGAAUAGCUAUUUGCGCCGGAUUUCUUAGAGAUUCUUUGUUAUGAGAGAUUUACUUGUCAUCUAUAGUAACUGUUUCACCGGAAGUUUAGGAGUUUUACGCAAUUGUGGAAUUAAGAACCUAUUUUGUUUCUUUGUAUACAUAUGUUUCUUUUCAAGUAAUUUUGUUCGCAGAACCGGUUCGGUUGGUGCUUUUCUGCUUUUAUUCUAUUGCAUGAUAAAUUUGUGAGUUUCAAACUGCCUAGAUUAUGUCCGUUUGGUAGACGGUAAGCUGAAAGACUACUGUUUUGACGUCAUUACAAUCUGAUUAUGUCCAUUGAUGACGUCAUUGUGUUGCACCAUGUCAUUGCGAUAUAGACACAGUGAAAAAGUUGGAAAAUAGAUUACUCUCUCCAAAAAAACUGCUUUUACAGAGUGUAGGUUUUUUUUCCCGAUAUGUUAAUCGAACAAACGAUUACUAGUAUUCUGUGCUAGCUAUACAGAAGCUUUUUUGGAAAAAGUUAAUCAGAGAACGCAUUCGGUGAAUAAUAUGAAUACUCGCAUUUCCAUUCUGUUUUCAGUUUCAAAGCUCAAGGGGUGUGUUUCUUCUGUAGAAAAUGUGUCUAAACAUGUUUCAUUGUAUUGUACUUUGUUCAUACAUACUUUUUUUUUACCAUAGUAAUUGUUUUGUUCACUGAAAGAUGUUUAUACAAAUUUUUUGUGUACAUACAUAUAUUUUUGACUACUUGUACGAAAAUUACGAUGGCUUGCUGACCUCUCAUAAUGGCUACAUUACAUUCCAUCGCGUCCGAAAGAUAGCCCCUAUCUAUAUGAUGCAAAUUCAGCUCAGUUAUAUAUAUAAAAAACAAAAAAAAAACAAUUGCGCCAUUUCCUUCUGCUGCUGCAAUAAAUUUAAACCAUAAUCUUUACCUUCGUGCACAAGAGCUUAUGCACAAAAAGACUGAUGAUUUCGGCACAGCGCACUGACGCCUUGUUUCGGGUUUUUUUUCUGCUAGCAUUCCUCAGAUGUCGCCCAACUGAAUCUACAGCAGAUUAUUCUCUUGUUCUAAACUGUAGUACCUAUUCUCACUGGCCCAGGGAAAAGCCGGGGGUAGACGAGGUGUUCUAAUACCGAUUUCCGUGUUAUCCUUCCGAAGACACCAUUAGAAGGAAAAGCCUAGAAACUAGUGGACAUCAAGAAUGCCCAGCUGACAAGAACACGUGAUUCUCAGUAGCCCAUGAAAGAGAAAUUUUCCCGAAGUCGUUGUUUUGUUCAAAAGUUCCAGGUCAUGCACUCCUCAUUAUAUCGUUCAGGUGCCAUAUUUUAGGAACUGUUAAAAUUACAUGCGACGAGUAGAAUAGACAUAAAGUUGUUGAUGUAAACGAUGUUGUAGAGUUUGUUGAACAUUGUAGAAUACCUGUAACUGUUGUUUGGUGAAUCGUGUAGUCGCCUGUCUGUGGUGGGUCACGUGUUGUGUAACUUCCCCGGGUUUUUAGACCAGAACAACCUUUUGGCUUACGUUAAACCCUGCAGAGCAUAUACAGAACCGAAUGUUAAUUUAAUUGGCAUAGCUUUGCGUGUCGACAGUCUUGGAUUCCGGUAUCGAUGGUAAUAUAGCGCUCCACACCACCUUCCACAAAUGAAGCCUUCGUAUAACGCCCAUCGCUACGCAUUUACCAAAGGCAGCUUAUUUGCCUUUUGUCAAUUAGUAGGUAUUUGGCUGAGAAAGGUACCUCGCUGAGAAGUUGGAGGGCCAGCCAGUACUACAUGGGCUCAAGGGUUUAGUGCUUUUCUACAACUAUUUCAUCACCUGUUCACACCGUAGUCGUACUAACAGAGCUAGGUGGCUGUGUGGUGCCCGGACCAUGCUCUCCCCUGUUCAAGUCUUUGUCCCGAAUUUUAGAUGAUGCGGAUAGCAGCCACCCGGAUGUACCUAUCGUACUGGUUUGUUUACCAGUAUAUUAUAGAACCAGUGAUUUGUUCUUUGUUUUCUUUUUUCCUUCCGCCCUCCAUGCUUGAUUUUUAUUAGCCACGAUUCAGUUUUUAAUCGAGAAAUGCAUAACAAAGGCAAGCAGUUUUAGGUUAAUAGAUCUAGUUAUUUAGUAUUUCAAUUUUUGCUUAUCGGACCAAAUUAACUAUAUAAAUAUAUAUGUAUAUGCGCAACUCUUCGGAUUAACUUCAUGUUGUGUAUUUGUCUUAAUAAACAUCCUUUUUAGAAAAA
Liolophura sinensis is the source of this 4433-nucleotide messenger RNA. RefSeq lists its product as uncharacterized. NCBI's taxonomy places the organism in Eukaryota, Metazoa, Mollusca, Polyplacophora, Chitonida, Chitonidae. Gene Ontology annotation, cellular component: plasma membrane; cell-cell junction. Gene Ontology annotation, biological process: cell-cell adhesion. Gene Ontology annotation, molecular function: cell adhesion molecule binding. Bases 313 to 1503 code for a protein of 396 amino acids. The record is from RefSeq and is a predicted model, not a curated record. The transcript has 9 exons.